Molecule: messenger RNA, 2643 nt
Organism: Melanotaenia boesemani (Boeseman's rainbowfish)
Lineage: Eukaryota; Metazoa; Chordata; Actinopteri; Atheriniformes; Melanotaeniidae
Exons: 13
Coding region: 238-2451 (737 amino acids)
Source: RefSeq, a predicted model, not a curated record
UCAAUGUAUACGUUUUGAGUUUGUUGGUUGUGUAAACAGAUGUAGGUGAUAUUGUUACAAAUAACCACGAAUGUGUUUUAUUUAGGGUGAUUGGGAAAACAUUGCUAGCAUCCUACUAGUUAUUAAUACUUUGCCAUCGAAUUAGCAGUUUUGUUCUCUUGCUGCUUAAGCAAUUGCUAAGCUAAUAGCUUUCUGGCGACAGAGAACGGGUGGUGCAAGGCGUCAAAGGGGUCAAAAAUGGACAAUAUCGAAACACCAUACGACGAGGAAGCUCAAUUCAUCGACUGCACGGUCUGUGAAAAAUCCAUCAGGGGUGAUACCUUGUACAAGAUACACCUGACCACACCAGGACAUAUAAAGAGAGAGGAUGUCCUUGUUGCUCAGGGGCUGGCUGUCAGACGACACACUGUACCCAUAUUUAAGGACAUUUGCCAAUAUGUGGACUACCUGAAGCUUGCUGAGCCCAUCAUUGGUUUGGACUUUUUGGAUGAAAUACCUAAUCCUGAGCCACAAACGGGGCCCAACUACAUAUGCAAAUUAUGUAAUCAGACUUCAGCCUUAGCAAAUAUGGUCUGCCACAUAAUUGGACGCAAACAUAGGCUGAAAUACAUAGAAGAAAACAGGAGAGACUUGGUGACCUGGGAUGGCCUAACCGUUAGAAACCAAGGAGGGAAGGUUAUGAGAGCCAAAGCAGAGAUAAUAGAAAGACAGGAUGGACGAGGAACUCCAAAAGCAAUGGUGAGAAGGGGACCCGAGGGGAAGUUAAACAUCUCAAGAGUUUCCCGAAGGCAGAAGCAAAAGAGAGAUCAAAGCAUCUCACAGAGACCCAUUCAAGAUGUACCACCACUUUUUCCAGAACUCAAGGACUACAACAGAAGGAAGGCUGCUGCAGGGUUCUCGAACAUGCCUGCCUUAUAUCCUGAUGAACCUAACAUGAAUAGGAACAGAGACUCAUUCAGCCAUGAUCGAGUUCAAGAGGAACAGCAAAGAACAGAUUACAGGGAAGGUCUGAAGUAUAGAGAAGACUAUAUGAACCCUGAUUAUCAUAGUUCAUAUGAAAAUGAAUAUGUUGACGAUCCACAAAGUGGGGUACUUGAGCCACGUGAUGUUCCCAGUUAUGAUUAUAGAAAGCAGAUGCCUCAUCACCAGGCUCAGGAUUUGGACUAUUACCCAGAAGAGGCUUCUUCUUAUAAAAGACCCUACCCAGAAAGAGAUGCUCUAGAGGAAUUCUAUGCCGAGGAAGUUCGGCGUGGGCAACUUCGUUCUCAUGAAUAUCAGCCCUCCCAGAAGAUGUACCUCGAAGGUGAUAAACAACCAUGGUCCCUGGAGAGAGAAUCUAAUAGACAUGAUAGUGCAAACAGAGCACACGGGCUGGGGUCAAUGGAACCAGAGGCUAAGAGGAGAAACAUAUCCACUCCUCUGGAGAGUGACCGAUCACAUGGCAAUUUCUUUGAUGUUGUCAAAGAUUACCAUCAUGAAAGGAGCAAGCCAUAUGAAGAGGAGACAUUUGGUUUGCCUGGGCCUAGCAGAGCUGGAUCCUCUAUCUCUCAGAGACGCAGUGAAGUUUCUAGUACUAUUUCCAAUAUCCCAGAGCCAUUCCAGCGUUUCCUAAAAGGGGGUCCAAAUAAUGAGGGGAGCAGUAAAAGAAAAAGCCGCUUUUCAGAUGCCAGUCCAGAAGAACUGGAAAUGACUAAGGAGAUCUUCAGAGAUGAAUAUGGACCUUCAUACCCAGUGACUGGUGGGGGUCCUAGACAAGCUGGUGCACCAUUGAGACCAGAAAUCAAUGUAACACAGUACUCAGACCCCUACGGUGAAUUGCAGAGUCAACAUCAGCCUGAAGAUUUCCAUAGAGGAAGCUCAGAAUCACAGGGUGUCUUUGACAUGCUGAGAAAUGUUGAAAUUGAGAAUGCAGAAGAAGCAGAGUUCCUGAAGAGCAAACUUUUCAGCCUUCUGAAAGAAUUCAAGACCAAAAAAUUGGAGAAAACUGGGCUUGAUAGUCAGAGUCGAGCAGGAAUCUCCAAAAACUAUGGUGACUUAAAGCUGGACUCACAACUGCCUCGACAGCACCGGUAUGAGAGAAGCCUAAGAGAAGAUUCUGACCAUAGGCGACCACAGGCCCUCGAUUUUGGCAGUGGUCACAGACAAGGCCAGAAACGGAAUGAGCAUAUAUUUGGGGAACAGUACAAAGAAUACCACCAUCCGACCUAUGGGGAACCCAGCCAUUCAAACAGAAGCCAUUAUGAAGAUGAGCCGCCAUGCUUUCCUGAACUGUUUGAAGAUCCCAUGUGCCCUCGUGUCUAUCAGCCUGCUGCUGAGGAGUUUUAUGAACCUCGCUCCUCUGCACCUUCCCUUCACAUGGAGCAAAUGGGCAGGAUACAGAGAGAUCCCCGCUACUCUAACAAUCUUGACAAAAUCACCUCUGCCCUGUUGGAACUUGUGGCAAGAAAAUGAUCAUUUUUAGAAUGUUUGUUUGAAAAGAAAAAUUCUUUGAUAAUUUCAUCAAUCUUUAACAGACUAUUUGCAGUUAAAUUUCUAACUUUAUUGUCAUUUUUUUUAUUAAUAUUUUUUUUUAUUUUGAUUUAGAACUUUAAGUAAUGUUGAAGUCUGUUUUUUUUUGUUAAAAAAUAAAACAUUUGUCUGCUG